GGUCUCUGCCCGCAGGUGCCCGAGCUGGAGAAAGCCACGGUCCGGAUACAGCAGCCGGAGCGUGUGAUGGGGGUAAUCGGGGCCAUCAAGGAGCAGGGCACGAAGAAGCUCCAGGUCAUUUCUGACUUCGACAUGACGCUGAGCAGGUUCGGGUGCAACGGCAGACGCUGCCCCACUUCGCACAAUAUCCUCGAUAACAGUCAUGUUAUCAGUGAGGACAGCAAGAAGGAGCUGAAAGAUCUGCUGCACUAUUACUAUCCCAUUGAAAUCGAUCCCAACCGGACCCUGGAAGAGAAAUGUCCCCUCAUGGUGGAGUGGUGGACCAGGGCCCAUGAGCUGCUGACGCAGCAGAAGAUCCGGAAGGGUGACAUAGCCCAGAUAGUCAGAGAAUCGGACGUGAUGCUGAGGGAUGGAUUCAAUGAAUUAUUUGAUCAGCUGCAUAAGUACAACGUCCCCCUGUUCAUCUUCUCUGCUGGCGUCGGUGAUAUCGUUGAAGAGAUUAUCCGUCAGGCCAACGUCUUCUACUCAAACGUCAACGUGGUGUCCAACUACAUGGACUUCGACGAUAAUGGAGUCCUCACACAUUUCAAGGGACCUCUCAUCCACACCUACAACAAGAACAACAGCAUCCUGCAGGGUACGGAGUAUUUCCAGCAGCUGAGCACUCGGACGAGCAUCAUCUUGCUGGGGGACUCCAUGGGUGAUGUGACGAUGGCAGACGGCAUCCCUAGUGUAGAGAACAUCCUCAAGAUUGGCUUUCUCAACGACAAGGUGGAAGAGCGGAGGGGAAAGUACCUGGAUGCCUCCGACAUCGUGCUGGAGAGCGACGAGACGCUGGAUGUGGUCAAUGGGAUUCUCCGGUACAUCCUUAUCGAGACGUGAGCUGGGAAGGCGGCGUCCCAGCUCCAGCCCCCCAGCAAGGCGCCUGGGCAGUCGGUGACCUUCCCUUGACAAAGCUGGAGUGGAUCUUCUGGAACCCGCUGGACUCCAUCCUGAC
This is a messenger RNA of Balearica regulorum gibbericeps (East African grey crowned-crane), 997 nucleotides long. The record is from RefSeq and is a predicted model, not a curated record. Lineage: Eukaryota; Metazoa; Chordata; Aves; Gruiformes; Gruidae.